Molecule: messenger RNA, 1086 nt
Organism: Knipowitschia caucasica
Lineage: Eukaryota; Metazoa; Chordata; Actinopteri; Gobiiformes; Gobiidae
Source: the annotation of a GenBank genome assembly
AUGAACCCGUUGGAAAUAAAAGCAGAAUGUAACAUCUACCUUCCCUCACCCUCACCCCCCCCCUCACUCACCCUCCUCCCCCUCACCCCUCCUCCCCCUCACUCACCCCCCCCCGUCUCCUGUAACCGUAAAGCAUCAGGUGUCCUAUCCCAGUGUAACAUCUACCUUCCCUCACCCUCCUCCCCCCCUCACUCACCCUCACCCUCACCCCUCCUCCCCCCUCACCCCUCCUCACCCUCACCCCUCCUCCCCCUCACUCACCCUCACCCCUCCUCCCCCUCACCCCUCCUCCCCCUCACUCACCCUCACCCCUCCCCCCCCCUCACCCCUCCUCCCCCUCUCACCCCUCCUCCCCCUCACUCACCCCUCCUCACCCUCACCCCUCCUCCCCCCCACCCCCUCCUCCCCCUCACUCACCCUCACCCCUCCUCCCCCUCACUCACCCUCACCCCUCCUCCCCCUCACUCACCCUCACCCCUCCUCCCCCUCACCCCAUCCUCCCCCUCACUCACCCUCACCCUCCUCCCCCUCACUCCCCUCACCCCUCACCCUCCUCCCUCACUCACCCUCACCCCUCCUCCCCCUCACCCCUCCUCCCCCUCACUCACCCUCACCCCCUCCUCCCCCUCACUCACCCUCACCCCUCCUCACCCUCACUCACCCUCACCCCUCCUCCCCCUCACUCACCCUCACCCCUCCUCCCCCUCACCCCUCCUCCCCCUCACUCACCCUCACCCCUCCUCCCCCUCACUCACCCUCACUCCCCCUCACCCCUCCUCCCCUCACUCACCCUCACCCCUCCUCCCCCUCACUCACCCUCACCCCUCCUCCCCCUCACUCCCCCUCACCCCUCCUCCCCCUCACUCACCCUCACCCCUCCUCCCCCUCACUCACCCUCACCCCUCCUCCUGUAUAACCGUGAAGGACGUGAGGAAAGGUGUGGAGCUGUCGUCGUGUGAUGGUCCGGGGUCAGGCCGGGGUCAGGCCGGGGUCAGGCCGGGGUCAGGCCGGGGUCAGGCCGGGGUCAGGCCGGGGUCAGGCCGGAGUCAGGCCGGAGUCAGGCCGGGGCUGGGCACUUAUCUCUGA